Molecule: messenger RNA, 3627 nt
Organism: Cebus imitator (Panamanian white-faced capuchin)
Lineage: Eukaryota; Metazoa; Chordata; Mammalia; Primates; Cebidae
Product: olfactory receptor 2A5
Exons: 2
Coding region: 2545-3477 (310 amino acids)
Biological process (GO): G protein-coupled receptor signaling pathway
Cellular component (GO): membrane
Molecular function (GO): olfactory receptor activity; G protein-coupled receptor activity
Source: RefSeq, a predicted model, not a curated record
AUGCUCAAAAUUAUGUUCUUCUUUUAGCCCUUGCUUUUAAAUAAUAUGUUGCUCAGCUAUUCUUCAUGUAAUUGAAUGAAAACGCUUUAUAUACAAACCAGAAACAGCCACACAAACCAGAAACCUGGGGAGUAUCCCAGCUCUGCUUGGUUUCUCACCACACACCAAGUCACUGAAUACUGAUGAUUACAUUUCCUUCACAUGUUCCAUACCCAUUCCCUCCAGCCUGUCCCCAAGGUUACCAUCUCAAUUCAGGUACUCACUGUCACUUGAAAAUGUAGACCCUACAGAUAGCUGGGACUCACAGUCUCCAAUCUCGUUCUUUUAAACAAUCCUUCACGUUAACCAAACAUUAAUCUUUGUAAUAACAUACCUUAGUCAAAUAGUUUUACUUUUUAUUUCCAAUGAAGUCCAACAGAAGCUCAUCCGUGAGCCACUUUUCUAUUAUUAUUAUUAAUUAUUACUAUUGCUGUGCCCUCCUUAUACCCUAAGGUGCAGCCUGGUAUGUCUUUUCUUUUUCUUCUGGUUACUUCUUUAUUAUUUUUACAUAGUUUUACAAUUUUCACUGAAAUCUCUUAACUCCUCCAUGCAAAGUCAAAGCCUUCCCAAAUUGGACCUAAUUCCUUUGGUACCAACGGGAAAAUAACUUAAAAUCUUUGAAAUCUCCAGACUCAGAUGUCUCUUCAGACAUAAUUGAAUAGAUAAGGUCCAGCCUGGCAUGUCUGCCUGAAGAGUGUCUAAACUUUCCAUCCACGGGAAAGCCUUUCCCUACCCACUUUUGGAAGAAUCUACCCCACCCUAUCAUGGUGCCUGCUGUAUACUGUGAACACGUGUAUCCCAGGUCCUAUACUGUUUAUUUGCAUGGCUCACUUGUAGGCAGACUAUAAACUCUUGGAAGAUGGAGACAGUAUCUUACUAGUGUUGGCUUUUCCAGUGUCUAAGAUGACACCACACAGAGCAGAUGCUCAGUAAAUGUAAAUUGAAUGAGUGAAUUAAUAAAUGAAUGAGAUGAUUAAUUAUUCAGUAUAUCUACACAUGGAUAAUUGUGGAUAUAAAAUAUCCAUAUGUGGAUAAUAUAUGAAUAAUUGAAAGCAUCUUGGCAAAAUUUUAUGUAGUCCUUCAGUUUUAGGUAAUCAGUAAACUUAUUUUAUUUUUGUUAAGUGCUUCAGCUGUUUUUCCUAACCACUGUACAUAGCUACUAAACUUCUCUUGUCAUUCUUCCAGAGAUUUCAAGAUAAAUACUCCUUGAGCUUCUUCAUUCUGUCCACAGAAAUACACCUACUUUGAAACCUUUAUAGUCUUUGAGCCAAAAUCACAAGCAUGUUUCCUAGUCUCCCCUGUUAGCCCACAAUUGACAACCUACAUCCCUCUGGAGUAAAGAACCAAAUGUGUUCUGACAAAUGAGAUGUGGAUGUUUCUCUCUAAAAUGUUGCCCAACCAGCAAACACACACACACAUACACACACACAUAUGGAUAUAUACAUUAUACAUAUACAUGUAAGGGACAUACACAUAAAGGGGAUAGUCAGAAAUAUUUUCAAGACAUCCUCCCUCUAUGCUUUAUUAUGUGAAUAUAAACAUAGCCCCUGUACCUGAGGCAUCAUUAUAUCAAAAGUUUCAUUGAACUUCAUGAGUAUAUCAUAGUAAAGGUGAAGGUGUGAGUUACACAUUUGCUGCCCUCAAAACACCAGGGCUUCUACCAUGACACCUCUUCAAGGCCAGCCUUACUCUAGCUUCUGGCUUCUCUUAUUUCCUAACCCUAUGUCAAAUCUCAGGCACUAUGUGGAAAGGCCUCAGAAUCUUUCUCACCACAGUGUAGGAGGGUUGAUAGAAGUAUUUUUUUUCUUAUCUAUCAAUACCCAAGUUAGAAUUAACUAAGAAGAAGGAGAUUUUCAAGCCUUUAUGACAGAGGCAUGAUGCUCCGCCUCCUCCAAGCUCCAUUUAAUCCACACAGGGCAAGACUGAGAUCCAUGAACUUACCACAGACCAAAUACUUAGGGGGUAUAAUAUACAACAUGGACCCUGGAGAAUGCAUGUUCUUAUUACUACAAGAGUUUUAUGUGUAGAGAUCCAGCUGGUUAUUAAGUCAUCACCUGCCAGCUUCUUUUUUUUCUGAAUGCCCAUCCCCAGAGCCCAGAGAAUUGGAGUCAGGAGGAUAAACAAACUUUGUUUCUUCUGGUAGACACAGAGUCUGACUGCUGUGUAUCCUGGUUUCCUUAGGGACUCUACCUUGUCCUCAGUGACAAUAUGUAAAGGCUUGAGUAGAGAUAACUCCACCAUAAAAUCUAUACUGUUGGUGUUCCCAGGGAGCAGUCUUUGCAUUAGCCUGCAUUAAGAAAAGAGAGAUGACCCCUGCAACUGGAAAUUCCUUCUCUCAGAGGCUGCUGGUGGGAGCAAGAUCCUCAGCUCUGGUCUUCAAAAGCUCCUGUGAUCUCUGCACAAUUUCUCUAAGUAUAAUUAUAUUUCUGAGACAAGACCAGGCCUGGUACCACACACACAGCUCACUGCCACAGCAGAGUCCAACGCAGGUACUGUCACAAGGGCAUGACAGAAAAUCAGACAUGGGUCACAGAAUUCAUUCUCCUGGGAUUUUCCCUUGGCGCAAAGAUUCAGAUGCUCCUCUUUGGGCUCUUCUCCCUGUUCUACAUCUUCACCCUGCUGGGGAAUGGGGCCAUCCUGGGGCUCAUCUGGCUGGACUCCAGACUGCACACCCCCAUGUACUUCUUCCUCGCACACCUGGCCAUCGUUGAUAUUUCAUAUGCUUCCAACAAUGUCCCCAAGAUGCUGGCAAAUCUUCUGAACAAGAGAAAAACAAUCUCCUUUUCCCCAUGCAUCAUGCAGAACUUUUUAUACAUGGCUUUUGCUCACACCGAGUGUCUCAUCUUGGUAAUGAUGUCCUAUGAUCGGUACGUGGCUAUCUGCCACCCUCUGCAAUAUUCUGUCAUCAUGAGAUGGAGAGUGUGCACAGUCCUGGCUGUCACUUCUUGGGCAUGUGGCUCCCUUCUGGCCCUGGUCCAUGUGGUUCUCAUCCUGAGGCUACCUUUCUGUGGGCCUCAUGAAAUCAACCACUUCUUCUGUGAAAUCCUGUCUGUUCUCAGGCUGGCCUGUGCUGACACCUGGCUCAACCAGGUUGUCAUCUUUUCUGCUUCUGUGUUCAUCCUGGUGGGGCCACUUUGCCUGGUGCUGGUCUCCUACUCACACAUCCUGGCGGCCAUCCUGAGGAUCCAGUCUGGGGAGGGCCGCAGAAAGGCCUUUUCCACCUGCUCCUCCCACCUCUGCGUGGUGGGGCUCUUCUUUGGCAGCGCUAUAGUCAUGUACAUGGCCCCAAAGUCCCGCCAUCCUGAGGUGCAGCAGAAGGUCCUUUCCCUGUUUUACAGCCUUUUCAACCCGAUGCUGAACCCCCUGAUCUACAGUCUGAGGAACACAGACGUCAAGGGCUCCGUGAAAAAAGUGUUGUGGAAACAGAGGUCAAGGUGAGGGAUACCAGGGAAAGUCCAGAGGGUUGAAGAUUUGCUCCAAAUUAGAUUAGUAGGAAUGAUGAUGUAAAUACCUUACAGCCUCAUCUCUUAGAUUUCUGAUAUCAAGAAUGUAUAUUGAUCGGAUUCUGUUCCUAAACAUGGCAGAUCA